This is a messenger RNA of Cornus florida, 1035 nucleotides long. RefSeq names its product putative lipid-transfer protein DIR1. Gene Ontology annotation, biological process: systemic acquired resistance. The record is from RefSeq and is a predicted model, not a curated record. Gene Ontology annotation, molecular function: fatty acid binding. Lineage: Eukaryota; Viridiplantae; Streptophyta; Magnoliopsida; Cornales; Cornaceae. Bases 1 to 312 code for a protein of 103 amino acids. The transcript has 2 exons.
AUGGAGAUGGGUAGGAAGAUGAUGGUGGUGGUGGUGAUGGUUUUGGUUAUGGUAUUGGAAGGGUCGAAAGCAUUUGAGUUUUGUAAUAUGACCAAGGCUGGUAUGCUGGCAUGCGAGCCCUGCGUGACUCAUCAGCCACAACCGGCCAAGCCGACGCCGGAGUGUUGCCAGGCCCUUUCAUGUGCUGACUUGGCAUGUCUGUGUUCUUAUAAGGACUCAUUCGUGUUGUCAAAACUUGGGGUUGAUUCUCGUCUCGCCAUGGAACUCCCUCCCAAAUGCAACCUCACUCUUCCUAAGGGAUGCUGCAAAUGACUACAACACAUGCAGCCUUUCAAUUGGUUCGUGAAAGGUGUAAGAAAGUUGUUCCUCAUGGUAAAGAGACAAGUAUUAUUCAAUUAUUAUAUAUGCACACACACCGACAAUGUGUGUGUUGUGUGUGUAGGGAUUAUAUCUAUCUUUUUUAGUCUAUCAAAUCAUAUGUAGAAGAGCGAAUAAAAUCUCAAUGUAGUUUGGAGUAAAUUAGUUAUAUAUGCCUUGUAUUUAUCUGAAUUGUGUUGUAAAUAAAUCUUGAAAGUACCAAUCGAGGUGGCUUCUUUGAAAAAUUUGUGAUGAGAUUGUUCUUAUUUGGUAUGUAUAUGUGUGUUUGUUCUACGAGUAACGUAAGUUACAUAACCACAUUUUUUUUUUUAGUGAAAUUUGAGAUUGGAAGAUGAAGUUCAAUAUAUAAUAGCAUAAUAAUUUAAAUAAAAAACAAAUUUUUUUUUUUUUUUGAAAGGUAAUGAAAAAUAAUAUUACUCCUUACAUGUAAAGUGUAUGAAUACAUUUUUUAAUUAUGUGGAGUGUAUGUGUUUGUUUUCUAAGGACAGUUAUAUAUAUCUAUAUAUCUAAAAAUAGCAAGCAAAUUAUUAAUAUCAUUUCUAUUUUAAAAAAUAAAAAUAAAAAAUUUGGUUAUCUAAAACGAAUCUAAAAAAUAAAAUCUAAAUAAAUAAUUAAAUAAUAAUAAUAAUAAAACAGUUCCAUAUAAAAACAGGUAGG